Molecule: messenger RNA, 1057 nt
Organism: Myotis myotis
Lineage: Eukaryota; Metazoa; Chordata; Mammalia; Chiroptera; Vespertilionidae
Gene: ADM2
Product: adrenomedullin 2
Exons: 2
Coding region: 132-560 (142 amino acids)
Biological process (GO): regulation of systemic arterial blood pressure; positive regulation of heart rate; adenylate cyclase-activating G protein-coupled receptor signaling pathway
Source: RefSeq, a predicted model, not a curated record
AGCAGGACCCGCUCACUGCUGGUCGCAGGUGCCAGCCGCCAGCCCCACGCGGAGGCUCCCAGGAAGGGUGGCUGCAGCCCUCCACUCCCCGCACCUGCCCGCUCGCCUCCCGCCACCCGCCACCCGCCGCCAUGGCCGGGCUCCUGCCCGUCACCCUCGGAUGCCUCAGCCUCCUCUACCUGCAGCUCCCAGGUGCACUGCCCCGCGGCCAGGGUGGAAGCCGGCAGCCCGCCCGGCCCAGGGCGCCUCCAGCCAGGACCCUUGCUAUCGGCCUGCAGCCCCAGCACCCUGCACCCCGGCCUGUGAUCCACAAGCCGCCCCAGGCCCUGCAGCCAAAGAGGGGCGCCAGUCUGCCCCCUGCCGCGGGUCAGCCUCUCCGGAGUGGUCCCCGUCGAUACUUGGGCCCCCCAAGGCCCAGAGCCCAUCUCCUGCGGGCAGGCUGUGUGCUGAGCACCUGCCAGGUGCAGAACCUCAGCCACCGCCUGUGGCAGCUGGUGGCAUCGGCCGGCCCCCGGGACCCGGCCCCCAUGGACCCCAGCAGCCCCCACAGCUAUGGCUGAGGUGGGGCAGGCCACGCCCUAGCCAGAUGCUGCACCCCAACCCCAGAGCGGCAGCUCAGCCCAGCCCCAGUCCAGCCCCAGGGCCCCGCAGACAGCAGAGACCUCCCCCUCAACCUACCCACCAGGGGCUGCAGCGAGCUACCUGGAACUGCUUUGGACCCGCAGACCAUGCACAUGUGUGGCCCCAGGCAGGCCUGCAGGCAGAGUCCGUAUGCCCCGGGGUCUGUGCACCCAGGAGCGCACAUGCUCAGGGGCAGCAUCCCACGCAGGAAAGGGCUUCAGAGGGAGGAGGCCUGCUCAAGGUCACGGAGCAGAAGUCAGUCCUGAGCACGCAGUGCCACCACCUCCGGGCCCGUGGGAACCCUCUCCCUGCUGGCCCGUCGUCAGAUUAAAUCCUGGCUUUAGCCCGGCCGGCGUGGCUCAGUGGUUGAGCAUCGACCUAGGAACCAGGAGGUGAUGGUUCAAUUCCCGGUCAGGGCAUGUGCCUGGGUUGUGUG